Caretta caretta (loggerhead turtle) is the source of this 2548-nucleotide messenger RNA. Its product is annotated as chymotrypsinogen 2. Gene Ontology annotation, biological process: proteolysis. Lineage: Eukaryota; Metazoa; Chordata; Testudines; Cheloniidae. Gene Ontology annotation, molecular function: serine-type endopeptidase activity. The record is from RefSeq and is a predicted model, not a curated record.
GCGUCUCCUUCUAGGGGGUCGCAAAGCGAGGGGGACCUGCUCAUCCACCGGCUGUUCCCCGAAUGCAAACGAGUCUGCACUUGUCUGGAUGGGGCCCUGUGUAUCCACUGCGGGUCCCAGGGCUGGGGAGAGCUAUGGGGAGCGGGGAUCGCGGGCAGAGAAACAAGGGGUGUCGUAGGGAGACUGGCCCUUUAAGAGAGAAGAGGCCCAUGCCCCCUGUGACUGGUCAGCUGCCUCCCGGGUGGGCUUAAGAAAGGGGCCGGGGGAGGACAAGGAGAGAGGUAGGGGGCAGAGGUAGAUCACAUCACAGAGAGGGUGGGACUAGCUAAAGGUGCAAGCCAUUGUUGGGGAGAACGGCCCAGAGCUGGGGAGCCCAGUGGAGUUUUGGGAGCUGUUGUGCUGAGACCCCUAGGAACAAGGGGAAGAACCGGGCUGGUUAGGGGGCACUGAGCCUGAACCAAGAGGAUUGGUGCUGGAUGGGGGAUCUAGGGUAGGACUGCAAGCGAAAAGACCCGUGCAGUGGGAUACCGCGGGGAGCCCUCUCCCAGGAGACCAGACUGGGGGCUCCAGGGGAAGAGUGAAUCUGGGGGCCCUCAGGGGCAUGGCUGGAGAGUAGAGCCUGGAGCAGGGGCAAAGAGCUGGGAACAGGCUGGAUACGCUCCUUGGAAAGCAGUUGUGACUGUCCUUCGGGGGUUUGGGCAGACCAGUUUUACCAUGAGGGUUCUGCAUGUUCCUGAACGUGUACACGAAUACACCAUGCCUGGAGGAGACAGUGGAGUCUAGACCACAUCCAGCACCUGUCGGAGACCCCACCGAAAUCUCAUCCACCCCACAGCAGGACCCAUGUAGGCCGCAUCCACCCCACUCCAGCCGGACUCCCCAGAGACCGCGACCACUCCCUGCAGGACCCUGAGGAGCUCUGCGCGUGAGACAUGGCCCAGGCUGACCUAUGCGGCAACAUGUCCCGCGGCCCCUAGGCGCAGGGGCAAUCAGGGAAGCUCUGGGAUCCACAGCCAAUGGGAGCUGCAGGGGCGGUGCCUGCAGGCUUGGGCAACGCGCCUCAGUCUAGUCUGACUGCUUCUGGGAGCAGCAUGGAGCCACUGCCAGGGCAAGCAGGAACCCUGCCUUGGCCCCGCUGCACCACCGACUGGAGCCGCCUGAGAGAACUCCCCACAGUGAUGCCAGGAUCUCUUCCAUGAGUGGACCAUGCAAAGGCAACCCAGAGAAGGUGGAGAGGACAAAUGCAACUGAUGAACAUGCACAGACUGGAGCUGACCGAACAGGGAGGAGAUGGAGGGAAAGUCUUGAAAGCAUCAGUUGGCAGCUGAGUCGCUGCCACCUCCCCAGAGCUGCCCCUGGCAGGAGUAUAAAAAGGGCUGCUGACCCUGCUUGGUCUCCACGACCCAUGUAAGAAGCAGAAUGGCUUUCCUCUGGCUCCUGCCCUGCCUCGCCUUCCUGGGCGCUGCCCAUGGCUGCGGCCUCCCUGCCAUCCAACCUGUCAUCAGCGGUUAUGCACGAAUCGUGAACGGCGAGACGGCGGUUCCUGGAUCCUGGCCCUGGCAGGUCUCCCUGCAGGACAACACCAGCUUCCAUUUCUGUGGCGGCUCCCUGAUCAGCGAGAACUGGGUGGUCACCACUGCCCACUGCAGCGUCAGGGUGACUCCGGUGGCCCCCUGGUGUGCCAGCAGGACGGUGCCUGGACCCUGGUGGGGAUCGUCUCCUGGGGAAGCAGCACCUGCUCCCCCUCCACGCCCAGCGUUUACACCUGCGUCACCAAGCUCAGGGCCUGGAUCGACCAGACCAUCGCGGCCUAUUAAUGCAGCAGCACGUUCCCAGUGUGACGGGUCAAUAAAGACACAUUAGAGACCAGCUGUGCCCAUACCCUGCAGUCCUUGGCUCCUGGGCUGCGACAGGGCUCAUGUGGUGGAUGGGGUACAAUCGAAACCAAAGGCACAGGGUGUCUGGUCUUCUCCAGUCUAUCUGCAUCCCCUGGUGGGAUCAUGCACAUGGCUACGUACUGCAGCGCAUGGUACCAUCCCGUAGCAUCGACAGAUCAUCUAUUCCAGCCCCCUGCGCAGAGGCAGGCCCAAGUAAACCUAGAUCAGCCCUGACAGGGGUUUGUCCCACCUGUUCUUAAACCUCUCAUGACAGAUUCCAUAGCUUCCCUUGGAACUUACCUACCCUGAGAGUUAGAAAGUUUUUCCUCACAUCAAACCUACAUCUCCCUUGCUGCAGAUAAAGUCCCUUAGGUCUUGUCCUGCCCUCAGCAGACACAGCAAAUAAUUGAUCUUUCUAACAGCCCUGAACAUGUUUGAAGACUUACCAGGUACCUCCUCAGCCAUCUUUUCUCCAGACUAAACAUGCCCAUGGCUGACCAGGUUUAACCUUUCCUCACAGGGCAGGUUUUCUAAACUUUUGAUCCAUUUUGUUGCUGUUCUCUGGACUCUCAAUUUGUCCACAUCUUCCCUAAAGUGCGGUGCCCAGAACUGGACAUUGGGGGCCUCCCCAGUGCUGAGCAGAAUGGGACAAUGACCUCCUAUGCCUUACA